AUGGCGUCUGCGUUAGAACUCCCCUGCCAGGUCAAGGCAAUCUACUCCUGGGGUGGUGAGGAAGAGGACGAUUUGGGCUUUAUUGAGGGAGACUUCAUUGAGGUUGACGAUUUUGGCGAUGGAAACUGGUGGCAUGGAACAUUGAAGAGAAAUAAAAUGACCGGCAACUUCCCCAGGAACUAUGUCGACUUUGUCGAUGCUUCGCUCAAAAAGGAGUUUAGCAAAAUGAUGUUGAACAAGAAAAAUGAAAAGAAAAAGAUCCUCCAUACCAGCUCCAGCUCGAUAUCCAAUCCUUUGAUCAACAUUAUUCCCAAUAAUCUUGCUCCCAAUAAUCUUGCUCCUAAUAACAUCAUCCCCAAUAUCAUCCCCAAUACCAUUGUCCCUAACACUAUCAUUCCUCAAAAUGUCAUCCCAAACAACACUAUAAUGCUCUCAAACAUGUAUCCCUCCAUUUCUUUAAAUAUCAAUCAAAACAAUUCUCUAAACUCAAUAAAAUCAAAUCCUAUUAUUCAUAAAAAAUCAACCGAUUUUGAUAAUGAUAACAUAGAUUCAUUUGAUCAAACCGUCAACUUAUUCAACAAGACAAUGAAUAAUAAUAAUAUUCAUACUAAUAACAACAAUAUCAUUAACAAUGAUUCAUUUAGUACUUCAACUGUCUUGCCUAAUGAUCUAUCUUUAAACUCUCUAUUAUUGUCACAGCAAAUGCAAUUAACCAAUUCUCAAUUAGCUUCACAAAUUGAUAAUAACAUUACUAUGAAUGAUGUUUCUUAUAUUAGAUCCCAUUCUCACUCUCCUUCUCACUCUCCUUCUCACUCUCCUUCUCACUCCUAUUCCCAUUCUCCAUCUCAUUUAUUAAACCAUCCCCCUUCUCCUUCCCCUUCUCCUUCUCCUUUACCUUUACCUUUUAAUUCAAAUCCUGCUAUUUCAUAUUCCACCUCUCCUUCCCAUUCUUCUCCUUCUUAUUCUUCCUCUUCUCCCAUUCAUUCCCAUACAAAAUCCCAAUCUCUAUCUCAAUUCGAUAAAUCUUUUUUCACAUCGACCCUUUAUCCCACUUCAAACAAUACUAAUAAUAUAAAACUAAACAACUUUCAAAACCCAAAUUACCCUUCAAACAACAUCAAUAAAAGCUCAUUUAUACAUUAUGAUAAUGAUACUUAUAUUCAUGACGAUACUUUUAAUCCUAAUUCUGACUCAAACUCAACUUCUGAUUCAGAUUCUGAUAAUGAACCGCCACCACCUCCUCCAAUUCAUAACACGAAUAUCAAAAAAUCAAAUCAAAACCAAAACCAAAACCAAAACCAGCUUUUUAAUAACAAUAAUAGUUCCAAUUUUAACCAAAAAAAUGUCUUUUUCGAUCAAAAUAAUCAAUUUUCAAAUAACGAUCCAAGUUUUUAUUCAAAUUCAACUUUAAUAAAUAACAAUUCAAAUGAUUUUAUUUUACCUUAUGAUCCUGAUACUUUAUAUCAACCCGAUUUCAACUUGAACCCAAUUAAUAAAAACAAAAACAAUAAUACAAAUAAUCAUUUGAAUGUCAAAAGUCAACCCAAUUUCUAUAAUACAAAUUUAACAUCUUCUACCAACAGUACAACUGGCUCUUCUUACUCAAAUUCAACUAAUUUCACUGAUAUUAGUGCAACUAGUGCUGCAAGCGCUGAGAGUUUUGCAAGACAUAAACUACAAAAUACUCCUCUACCCCAAGUUCCAAUUAACUCUCAAGUUCCAAUUAAUAUCAAUUCUCAACUUGAUAACACUGAUGAAACUAAAAAUAAUGACGAUUUACUUAAAACUAAAUAUUAUAAACAAAUUAUCUCAAAAAACCGAAUUUCUUCAAUUAGUUACAAUGUCUCCAACAAUUUUGAAAUGCAAAAAACUAUUGACAUGGAACUUGAAUCAAAAGAAAAAAAAAAAUUAGAAAUUUCUAAUAUCGACAAGUUUAAUGAAGAUAAUAAAGACAAUUUUAGAAAUUUAAAUCCAACCGAUGUCCAAUUUGAAUUUCAAAAAUACAAUAAUUUAAAUUUACAAGCUAAAAAAAAUAAAAAAACUGGCUUUUUCAAAAAACUUUUAGCGUUAAAUCAAAGAUUUGAUGAUAAUGAAUCUGGAUAUAAUAAUAACAACCAUAUUGUAAUUAAUAGCAAUACUAAUACUGAUGAUUACGAUGGUGAUAGAGAUAUCACAGGAGAUUUAACCUCUCCAAAAAAGAAUACAUCUUCAUAUUCUGUUCCUAAAAAUCUUCCUAUAUCCAAGCUAGAGUCAAUUUAA
This is a messenger RNA of Ascoidea rubescens DSM 1968, 2259 nucleotides long. RefSeq lists its product as uncharacterized. Bases 1 to 2259 code for a protein of 752 amino acids. The transcript has 2 exons. Lineage: Eukaryota; Fungi; Ascomycota; Saccharomycetes; Ascoideales; Ascoideaceae. The record is from RefSeq and is a predicted model, not a curated record. Gene Ontology annotation, molecular function: protein binding.